UGGUGCUUUAUAAGCGGCGCGCUGCGUCUUGCUGCGUCUCUGGAGUUCUGGAAGCGUUAGAGACGCACAUCAUUUCUCCCGCAACUGCGAAAUUACAGCUCAGAAUGUCUGACGAAGGAAAGCUGUUUGUCGGCGGCCUGAGUUUCGAUACCACCGAACAGUCGCUAGAGGACGCCUUCUCCAAAUAUGGCGUCAUCACCAACGUUCACGUGGCCAGAAACCGAGAAACCAACAGAUCCAGAGGAUUCGGUUUCGUGACCUUUGAGAAUCCAGACGAUGCGAAGGACGCACUUGAAGGAAUGAAUGGAAAGUCUGUGGACGGCCGGACGAUCCGUGUGGACGAGGCUGGUAAGGGUGGUGGCGGUGGAGGCCGGUCCGGCGGUGGAUCCUACAGAGGUGGAGGAGGACGAGGAGGUGGAGGAGGAGGCUUCUUCAGAGGAGGACGAGGAAGAGGAGAAGGCGGAGGCGGCUAUGGAGGUGGUGACCGCAGUUAUGGUAGUGACCGAAGCUACGGCGGCGGUGGCUAUAAGAGCGGAGGAGGAGGAUACUCCUCUGGAGGAGGCGGAGGCUACAACAGAGACAGGAGUUCUGGUUAUGGCGAUCGUGGCAGCUCUUACAGAGAUGGUUAUGAUAGUUAUGCUGUACACGAGUAAAGCCCAAGACCCGACGCGUCAGCGGCCGAGCGUUUCUAAAGACUCAUGGAUCUGUUCUUGGAUUUGUUGUAGCUGUUCUCCCUGUUUCUGUUCUGUUCUUGUAUUCUGAGGGAAAGGCCGCUUUCUGUUCACCGGCUGUGAAUGAAUGAAUGAAUGUCUGUCGAUGGGUUCCUCUCCUGCCUCGUUUGAUUCCUUAAACUCAUCAUCCCGAGCCUCACUGUCAUGUUAGCGCUCACCUGUGCUUCUAUGGGGAGUCCAGAGAGCGUUGGCUCUCCUGUUUAUGUUACUGAUGCGCAGCCGCUGUCAUUACGAGCACGGCUCCUUCUGUUAGCUGUAAGCCAUUGAUUUGUCCAUGUCCCGUAUCCAAAAAGUCACUUCCUUUCAGGCUGGUGAGCUGCGCAUUGGACGGCUGGCACUGGCGCUGCGGUUCUUGAGCCUUGCUGAGGUAUCUGUCUGUCUGUCGCUGCUCCUCGCACCCUGCAUUUUAACCAUGGACUCUUGACUAAUCUAUCUAUCAAUCAUUUACUUGAAAGAGAACCAGAAAUUGUUAACAGUACACUCCAGAACUGGGAAAGAAAUCCUUGUGCUCUUGUUUCCUUUGUAUGAAAAUUUGACUCACUAUUUUGUUUUAUUUUUAUUUUUUUGCUUUUCAAUUGUGGCUUCAUGGAGCCUAUUAAACGAAACCAUUUGUUCAAA
This is a messenger RNA of Sinocyclocheilus rhinocerous, 1349 nucleotides long. Its product is annotated as cold-inducible RNA-binding protein B-like. NCBI's taxonomy places the organism in Eukaryota, Metazoa, Chordata, Actinopteri, Cypriniformes, Cyprinidae. Gene Ontology annotation, molecular function: RNA binding. The transcript is spliced from 7 exons. Bases 105 to 653 code for a protein of 182 amino acids. The record is from RefSeq and is a predicted model, not a curated record.